AUGGACGAGCUUCACAACACCAUAUCCGCCCACCCAGCGCCACUCCUUACAUCUUCAACCUGCUUCUCUCUUUUGCUUUCGACCGCAGCUAUGGCGCAAAUACGGGGUACAGCGGGCUACCACCUGGGAAACCAGAGCCCCUUCGGUAACGCUGGACGGAACGAUGGCACCACGAACGAUCCGAGCCCGCUCGAUCAGCUCAGGGAGCAGACGAACAAGAUUGAGGAUUUUCUGGACACGCUGUCCGACCCGAUUAAGCCGUACCUUCCAGCUGUCGGCCGUUUCUUGAUCGUUGUCACUUUCCUCGAAGAUGCGCUGCGCAUUUUGACACAAUGGAAUGACCAGCUCACUUACCUUCAUGACUACCGAAAGAUCUGGAACGGUUUCACCCACGCAUUCCUCAUCAUCAACGUAAUCGCAAUGAUCGUGUGCUCGAUCAUGGUUAUCGCACGAAAGCACUCGGAAUACGCUGUAGCUGGUCUUAUGAGCGUGGUAGUCAUGCAGGGCAUUGGAUACGGUCUGGUCUUUGACCUGAACUUCUUCCUCCGCAACCUUUCGGUUAUGGGUGGUCUCAUGAUGGUGUUGUCCGACUCCUGGGUUCGCAAGAAGUUUGCCCCCGCCGGUCUCCCGCAGCUCGACGAGAAGGACAAGAAGAUGUACUUCCAGCUCGCUGGACGUGUCCUGCUCAUCUUCCUGUUUGUCGGCUUCGUCUUCCGUGGCGACUGGGGUUUCUGGAGAAUUGUGGCUAGCUUGCUUGGGCUCGUUGCAUGCGUUAUGGUCGUUGUCGGCUUCAAGGCCAAGUUUUCGGCAAUCAUGCUCGUGCUCAUCCUCAGCAUCUUCAACCUCUACGUCAACAACUGGUGGACUCUGCACCCCCACCACCCCCACAAGGACUUUGCGAAGUACGACUUCUUCCAGAUUCUCUCUAUUGUUGGUGGGCUCCUCCUCCUCGUCAACAUGGGCCCCGGCCAGUUCUCCGUCGACGAGAAGAAGAAGGUUUACUAG
Molecule: messenger RNA, 1005 nt
Organism: Ascochyta rabiei
Lineage: Eukaryota; Fungi; Ascomycota; Dothideomycetes; Pleosporales; Didymellaceae
Product: ER-derived vesicles protein erv29
Exons: 4
Coding region: 1-1005 (334 amino acids)
Biological process (GO): Golgi organization
Cellular component (GO): endoplasmic reticulum; membrane; endoplasmic reticulum-Golgi intermediate compartment
Source: RefSeq, a predicted model, not a curated record